CCCAAGACAAGAGAUUUCAUAUCUGCGCGUCGCGCGAAGAGGUGCCAGAGUGAUAAAAUAAAAUUUGCAUGAAAUCGCGGCGUGAAGUGCUAUUGAUUGCUUCAUCCGGCAAAAGCUCAUUUUGCUCUCCAAAGCAGCUCUUGUAUGCAAAACUACUCACCGCAGUGUUGAUACAACCAUCAUUCACUGGGCAUGGCUGUUGGUGUUGUGAGGAGAGGAGCCUAGAGCGCGAGAUACUCUAUUGUGAAGUGUGUGGCAAAAUCGCAUCAUGAGAGACAUCACGCCGCUCAUCGUCAUCAUUCCGUUGCUUCUGGGCCGGGAGUGCGCCAACGCAGACUUUCAGGAAUACAAUCUCUUGGACGCCGUGGCGCUUCCCAAUGACGGCGUGACUUUCAUAACUGACGACACAGACAAUUUCCCUGUGCUCAACAUUCAAAAGGAAGCGGACAUUAAAACUCCUUUUCGCCUCAUUCUCCCAGAGAGACUCACUGAUUUCCUCAUCAGAGGAAUCAUUAGGCCUGAAUCACUCUCAGGUGGAUACAUUUUCAGCGUUGUAAAUCCUCUGGAAACUGUAGUUCAACUCGGUGUUCACCUCUCACCAGUAUUGAAUGAGUUCAUGAACAUAACACUUUACUACAGCGAUUCAUCAUAUGAUUCAUCGCGCGAAUUGAACACAUUUGAAAUUCCGUACACGAAGGAGUAUUUCAAUUUCGCUUUCAAAGUUCUACACGACACUGUUGUGUUCUACUUGGACUGCGAUGAGUUUAACACGGUGAAAAUUAAGCGACAGUCCAACGUCUUGACCUUCGACUCCGCAUCGACGCUCUACGUUGGUCAGGCGGGACCCAAGCUCAGGGGCAACUUCGAGGGAUCCUUCCAGUUCCUGAAGAUCUACGCAAAUCCCAACAGUCACAUCAUGAAUGCAUGCAUCAAGCCGGACUUUAAAAAGAAAGGCGAUCAUGGCUUCUCGAGUGUGUCAAUUUCUGGCCCGAUUGAUCCAUUUGCCCCAACAGACACUGAAUCGGGUCUCAAAGGUGAAAAAGGUGAUCGCGGAUUGCGGGGACCGCCAGGAGACAGCAUUCGCGGACCUCCAGGACCGCCAGGACCGCCUGGACUCCAGGGAACGUCAUUCAACAUCACAAACAACGAGGAAUUGUACACAACCAUUCGACAGGUCGCUGAAAAUGUCUUCAUGAUGACCAAGCCGAAGGAAACGUGUGCCUGCAACAUAACAUCAGCUGUGAACAUCCUGAAGAACGACAUAAUAUUCCAAGAACUGAUCAGAGGUCCUCCCGGAAUGCCAGGCAGGGAGGGUCGUCCUGGUCCGAUGGGCGACAAAGGCAUGCCUGGCCCUCAAGGAGCUCGCGGGGCAGUUGGUGCGAAAGGAAGCAGAGGAGAGGCUGGAGAGCAGGGAAGGAAAGGCGAACCUGGUGUUGAUGGAGCUCCUGGGCUGAAAGGUCCUCCGGGACCAGCCGGACCGCCAGGAUUUCCAGAGAAUUAUAACAAUUGGAAUCCAUCGAGGAUGUUUAAGGAAUCCUUAAUUGUGAAUACCAUGCAAAAUCUGAACAACAAUCUGAUGGGCAUCAAAGGUUAUGCUGGAGAAAAGGGCGAAACUGGCCCUCCUGGUGAUAAGGGCAUGAAAGGUGACAAGGGCGACGAUGGCUCUCGAGGGCUUCCGGGCGAUAAGGGAUCUCAGGGCGUGGAGGGUCCUGCAGGGGCGAAAGGCGAGACUGGAAGUCUGGGAAAGACGGGGGCUGUUGGUCCUCCAGGAGCGAAGGGUGAUCGAGGGGAUCCAGGCCCUCCUGGAGGAGUGAUUUACGGCGAUGACGUCGGCUCGAGUCAGUGCCAGUGUUCCAGUGAGAAGGGAGACAAAGGAGACUUUGGCGAGCCUGGCAUGAAGGGUGAGAAAGGCGCCGAUGGCUCUUCGAUGUUCGCGCCAGACUUCAGCAUGUACAACAUAACGAAAGGCGAUAAAGGGGAGCGAGGUCAGAGAGGACGACGAGGAAAACCAGGUCCAGCUGGCGUCAUGGGACCACCAGGAAGACCGGGCGAACUGGGAGACACUGGAGAUCCCGGAUGGCCGGGCUUGAAAGGUGAUCCUGGCGAGAAAGGUGACAAAGGUGAUACAACAGUGAUUGAGGCAGUUGGCGGGGAGAAGGGCGACAAAGGUGCCAAAGGUGAGCCUGGACCUCCGGGAGUGAUCAGCAUGGAAGGUGGCCAGAUCAACCAGAUCACGUCUUUUGAUGGGGAAAAUCAGAUGGGCGUGAGCGUGGUGCAAAACGUCGAAGAACUGAGAAAGCUUAACAGCACGAUCGGGACUAUUGUCUUCCUCGUGGCCGAGGAAGCUCUUCUCCUACGAGUGACCAGAGGUUGGCAGUACAUUUCGUUGGGAACUUAUCUACCUCUCACCUCAUCCCAAAGUCCUAUCAGUCAUUAUGUUCCUCCUCCGGCCUCAAAUCGACCAGAUUCGCAAGGAUUGCAAGCCUCCAAUUUGCUCCACAACAAUCUGGAGCCUGUCGUUGGACCAUCGAACUUAAUGCUCAACACUAUACAAAGGGGGAAGAAAUUGCGAAUGGCAGCACUGAAUGAACCUUAUUCGGGUGAUCUCAAAGGGAUGCGAGGAGCUGACUUUGAUUGCUAUCGUCAGGCGAGGAGAGCAGGAUUGGUGGGAACUUUCCGGGCAUUUAUAUCGGAGAGGAUCCAGAACAUAGACUCCAUCGUCCAGGAGGCCGAUCACAAGCUCCCCGUCGUGAACAUUCGCGGCGAGGUGCUGUUCAACUCCUGGAAAGAGAUCUUCAACGGCCAGGGAGGCUUUUUUGCCCAGACGCCGCGCAUUUACAGCUUCAACGGCAAGAACAUUCUCACGGACACCACAUGGCCACAGAAAGCCGUUUGGCAUGGAUCAGAUGUCCGCGGCGAGAGAGCCAUGGAGACGUACUGCGAGGCUUGGCACUCGGCAGCGUCCACGUCUUUUGGGCUGGCGAGCACACUACUGAGCAACAAGCUCCUCAACCAAGAGAGGAUCUCCUGUGACAAUAAACUGGCUGUUCUGUGCAUCGAAGCUCUGUCGCACAACGACUAGUCAUGCCCAAAAACUCAGGUGAGUGGCGAGAGAGUGACAGAAAAGCCCACUGAGCAGCAUUAAUAUGCCAUCAUUUGCAUGACUCUGUCUCUAAUUGACCGCACAACGGUUGAGGAUCACUUGGUGGGCCAGCAAAGUGGGAUGAUGCAGAGAGGAAUGUCUCUGUAAAUAUCUCUUCAACCAUAUCAGUGUAAAUUGUGUCCAACGAAUAUUUAGAAGAAAUUUUCUACUGAAAUUGUGUAGCACAAAUUUGAGCUCUCUUCUAUUUAACAUCAAUCUUCUCAUUGACCAUAUUAAUUGCAAGAGAUUACACUCCUUUGCACACUGGAAGAGCACACUUUUUAUUGCCAUGAAGAUGGUCAUGUGGAUGGUUUUUUACCCAGAAUUUUAUACGUAAAAAAAAAUACAAUAUAAUGAUAGACAAGAAAUAGAUAACUUUCAUGUGUUCAUAAAUUGUAUUGAGUAUGUAUUUAUAGACGAUCAUUAAUAAUAUCACUGUCUACCAAUUAACAUUGAGUAUUAAUAUUUUGGAAAUACUUGUACAUAGAUUGACUCUUGGAGAGAUUAUAUAGGGUUUUUCGUUAAGAGCAAGAAAAAAAGUAUUGUAGCCUAAUCAGUUUUUGCCGCUAAGAAAUUGUUAAAAGUCAAGUGUUAUUUCCUUGUUUCCGAGUGGAGAAAAUUUUUGUACUUGUAAGCAUUCGUGGCUAUUUAAUCAUUGCAUUAUCAUUCAAAUAAAUCAGUGGAAAAAUUUAUUCCAAAUAGUUGUUUUGGGAGUCAGUGUGUAUUUUUGGACGGUGACUCCUCCAAUUUCAGUUGUCGUCUCUGUCAAUAUUUGCCCAAAUCAAAUAUUCACGUUGCAGCACCUUUUAAUUAGUGCCUUUGCCCUCCGCGCGCAGACCAACAUUGCGUCACAGU
Phlebotomus argentipes is the source of this 3997-nucleotide messenger RNA. It is a transcript of the gene Mp, whose product is annotated as collagen alpha-1(XV) chain. Bases 269 to 3082 code for a protein of 937 amino acids. The record is from RefSeq and is a predicted model, not a curated record. NCBI's taxonomy places the organism in Eukaryota, Metazoa, Arthropoda, Insecta, Diptera, Psychodidae. The transcript has 18 exons.